This is a messenger RNA of Phalacrocorax carbo (great cormorant), 2049 nucleotides long. The record is from RefSeq and is a predicted model, not a curated record. NCBI's taxonomy places the organism in Eukaryota, Metazoa, Chordata, Aves, Suliformes, Phalacrocoracidae.
CCAGGACCCCGUGCUCGUCCCCCGUGCCCGUGGGGUGGUGCGGGGCCGCCUCUCCUCAGCCCAGCCUCCCGUGGGCAGGCCGCCGGUGGUGCGCUGGCCUCUCCCACGUGGAAAGCCCUUCGGGGCACCGUGGAGCAAGCGCUGAAGCCGAGUGUGUGGAGGGGCGUGGGGCUGUCCCCCGCUAACCUCGGCCCUUGGUGGCGGGGGGUGAGAUACGGCUCCACGCGGGAGCAGCGGCCCCUGCCCCUCGCAGCGCCAGCCGCGGGUGGGGAUGAGGAAGGGCUGCCCCGAAGCAGGAACGGCGGCGGAGAGCUUCCCCCACCAGCCCUGCCGGAGGGCUCUGGAGUGGUGGGUGACUCCCGUACCUCCCACGAGGGCCUGGCCCCACGGAGCCAGCCACGGCCGUGGCACAAGUCGCACGAGAGAGGAGCCAGGCAGGCUGUGCCAGCCAGCACGAAGCUGUGGAGCUCGCGAGAGGGUGACUUCUCAAAGGCGAGGAAGAGGCUGGAACGAAAGCCUCUGUCUAUCGAGAGGACUAAAGGCUCAGAAAUCUUAUUUGGGAUCGCACCGUGUUGCCUGGCCCUCUCUCAGUCGAGAAGGGACCUGUUCAGGUUGUUCCUCAAGCAGAGCAGCGGCUCUCGGCGGCUUGUGAUGAGCGAGUUUGUCCUUCAGGCCACGGCCCGCGGAGUCCCUGUGCACCACGUCAAAAGGAGGGAGCUGGAUGCGCUUUGCAGAGGUCAGGUCCACCAGGGAGUUUGUUUGGAGGCCACUCCUCUCCGUUUCAAGAGUUUGGAGGAAGCUGAAAAGCCUGAUCUGGGGGAUGAAAAGAGUGUGAACCGACAGCUGGUUUGGCUGGCGUUGGAGCAGAUCCAGGAUCCCAUGAACUUGGGGGCACUGCUGCGCUCGGCAUACUUCCUGGGGGUGGACAGAGUGGUGACAAGCCAGAGGAACAGCUGCCCUUUGACUCCAACAGUGAGCAAAGCUAGCUCUGGAGCCAUGGAAGUCUUUGAUGUCUACAGCACGGAUGAUCUCCGGAGCUUUUUGAAGACUAAAACUGCAGAAGGCUGGGAAGUCGUGGGAACGGUCAGCAAGCCUGAGGACGCGGAAAAUAUUCCUGUCAUCAGUUGCUUGGAAUUUCAGUGGAAUAAACCUGUUAUUAUAGUAAUAGGUAGCGAAGGCGACGGACUUUCAUUAGAGACGCAGCUCUUGUGCCAUCGGAUGCUGGCCAUACCCCCUGGCAGAGCGCUUCACCCCGGGAUCGAGUCGCUGAAUGUCUCUGUUGCUGCUGGUAUUAUCCUGCACUCCAUCUGCAGCCAAAAGCUGAGGCACAGUGAUUGAAUCUUUGUUCAACGGGGGAAGCUGCUCGGCGCUUCAUGGCUGUGCGCUGUUGGUGUGGAUAUGGUAGCGCUCUUUCCAGGGUCCUCACCGUCGCUGCAAGUCACAGGGAGAGCCCCAUUAACCUGAGCUGCGUCUUGGCUGACACACGGUACCACCAGAACCCUGGCUUAAUGCUGAAGUCAGACACCUGCGUGUACUAGGUAACACCUCCCACUGGCACCUCGGAGGAGCGUCCCUAAGGAAGAGAUACAAAGCUAGGUUUUAAAAGCAGACAGCCAAAUCCUUCAGUUCUUGCAGUAAAAUGCCCGGUGAUGGCUGCGAGCUUUGUGCUUGUUGCAUGGGGCACUUUGUACAUCGCUGGUGCUGUGGAGAGAAUUUGGGCUGUAGAUGAGAGUCGGUGCUCGGUUGGUGCAGCCACUGAGAGCAGCCGUUCCCUGUGCCCACCCUGUGCCCCGUGCCUGAGCCCACCACCCCCUUAGCCGAGAGGGUGCUGGUAAGAACCAGGGAUGAUUUGGGACUACUCGGUAGCAAUUUCUUCACAAUGGGGCAAUUUCUCUGUUACAUAUUGCUGCUUGAAGGUCUAAAAACAUAGUGUCGUAUCUGGCUGUAAACCAGGUCUGCAGCCCUGCCACAGGAUGGACGUGAGCUGUUAGAAAACAGCUGUAGUGGAGCAAAAUGCAGCCCGUUGAAAUAAAGCCUCUGUAAAGACUG